Molecule: messenger RNA, 633 nt
Organism: Heterotrigona itama
Lineage: Eukaryota; Metazoa; Arthropoda; Insecta; Hymenoptera; Apidae
Source: the annotation of a GenBank genome assembly
AUGACGGACGAACCGCAAGACAAAAUAGAAAAUAAAACUGGAAAGACCAACGAGAAGAAUCCAGUGACUUUCGAUAGCAUUUGGUAAAGAUACGCAACAGGCAAACAAUGCAAUAAGUAUUACUUACGCGAUAAUGAGUACGUGUAAAUGAGUUUUAAUAUCGAACGAAUUACGUGAAUUUCAGUAAAGAAGUUAUACUACGAGACAAAUUGUUUCGACGCAACUGGUCCAGAAAGUACGAACAUCUGUCGGGUGAUUUUUUUAAGAAGGUACCACGAACCAACCAGUAGGGAAACGCGCAGUAUCGAUAAUGCCCGCCACACGAAUUUUAAUGUUCCCCGGUGUCACUGACCGUAGGUGCUGGCCGAAGAAUGUAAAAAGGAGGGAUUUCCGGCGGACACUUUCCAAUACAAACCGUCGGAAGAUGCGAUUAAGCGUUCACCGAUUCUUCUGAAACCAUCGCCGUCCAUUCCCAGAACGACAUCCGGUAUGAUUGGCUUACGAUCAUCUCAUCCAGAAUACAAUCUCGAGUUUACAGGUCGUUGGCAUAUUUCGCCAAAACAAACGAUCGAACCACCCGUGGAACCUGAUGAAUUUCGUCUCAGGCAGCAAAGAUUCAUCUUCCUUGGUUAA